AUGGGUCUCAACUGCCACAUACUCUCAAGACCGAGAAGAUUCCAGAAAAGGGUUGAAUGUGAAGUGCUCAUAGACAACGUAGAGAAACUGCAGAAAAGCGGCCAGGUGAUCGUCAGCCAGACUUUCAAGCAAGAAGUGAUCACGGAAUCUACAAAAUCAAGAGGCCAUUACAACAGCAGCAUACUUGAGAAAAGACACAUCGAUGCUGCCAAAGAACUUCGGUCUGAUCCUGCCAUCACCAUCAGAAGAGCGGAUAAGGCUGCUGCAUAUGUCCUCAUCGACAGCAAAGAAUACUUAAGCAAGAUUUACAGCAUCCUCAGCGACACUACCAAGUUCAGGAAGAUUUCAAGAAACCCUACAGCAGCCCUUAAGAAAAGACUGAACAAGAUAAUAGCAAAGAAUAACUCCACCUGCGAUGUUAAGUUCGAAAGACUCACAGGCGAAUAUGAGAUGGGAUACUGCUAUGGCAAUGUCAAGACCCACAAACCAGGCAACAAAUUAAGACCCAUAAUAUCCCAAAUUCCCACUCCUACCUACUACAUCGCUAAAAGACUGUGCGCCCUCCUCACACCGUACAUUCCUACCUCCUAUCGUCUGCAGUCAGCCUCAGAUUUCAUCGAUAUCCUCAACAACAGCGACGCAGAAGGAAGAGUUGCCUCACUAGAUGUCGAAUCCUUGUUCACGAAUGUUCCAGUGGAUCGCACCAUCAACUACAUCAUGGAGCGUGUCUAUCACAAUGAAGCAACACCUAAGCUUGCGAUCCCAGAAGCUGUACUCCGAGAACUGCUGGAGUGCUGCACUAAAGAAGCACCUUUUACCUGCCCCCGCGGCAACAAGUACUGCCAGGUAGACGGCGUGGCAAUGGGUUCUCCUCUCGGUGUACUCUUGGCAAACUUCUUCAUGGGGUGCAUUGAGGAGGAAGUUUUCAAGAAAGUAAAAAAGCCGGAUAUAUAUUGCCGGUAUAUUGACGACAUUUUCAUCAAGACAAAGGACGCAGCCGAAGCAGAGCAUUUUAGACUUCACCUCCAAGAAACAUCUGGACUAACAUUCACUAUGGAAAACAGCAAAGAUGGAGCCAUGCCCUUUCUCGACGUCCUAGUACAACAAGAAGAAGGAAGAUUUACCACCAGCGUCUAUACAAAACCAACGAAUCCUGGACUCUGCUUGAACGGACGAAGUGAGUGCCCCACGAGGUACAAGGAUUCCACUAUCUCAGCCUACAUCAGAAGAGCGCUUACACACUGCAGCACGUGGAAACAAGUCCACCAAAAAAUACAGCGCUCAACUCAAGUCCUUAUAAACAACAAUUUCAGUGAAAAGGACAUCAACCGCCUAGUAAAGAAAAUUGUCGACAGCUGGCAUAACAAGAAGCAACAAGAGGAUAAGAAAGAGAGCAUCAACAUCUUCUAUAAAGCAACUUUCUCUACCGCCUACGAAGAAGAUGAGAGGGCCAUCACGCAGAUUGUGAAGAGGAACAUCAAGCCUUCCGACCCUGACAGACAAAUGACCUCCCACGAAAAGGGUCACCCACCCCCAACAGAAUAUUAUAUCCUGUUGCUUGAGAAUGGCUUGAGUCUCACAGAGGGCGGACAAUCAUCCCCAGUAUAUUGA
Scylla paramamosain (green mud crab) is the source of this 1611-nucleotide messenger RNA. RefSeq lists its product as uncharacterized. NCBI's taxonomy places the organism in Eukaryota, Metazoa, Arthropoda, Malacostraca, Decapoda, Portunidae. The transcript is spliced from 2 exons. The record is from RefSeq and is a predicted model, not a curated record. The coding region runs from base 1 to 1611 and encodes 536 amino acids.